UGUGGCAACAUGGCAGCCGUCGCGAGUGUAAAUACGAAGGAAAUGAAGGAUAAUAUAGACAACUGGGAGGAUCCACACAGUCCUUUAGCUCCAUUAACUGACAAACAAAGAGAAGGGAUCGCUGAACUCAUGGCCUAUGCUUCGAAUAGGCCCCUACCAAGUGGGAUGGUUUUAAAGGAACCUCCUAUCACGCCGGAGCCUGAUGGUGACACCGCAAGUGCGCCUACUGGAAGGACAGACAUGCCUCAGUGUCUUAAGAAGGUUCUUGACGGAGAAGUUCACAUUACAAACUCCCAACAAUUUCUUAGCUGGUUUUCUCAAGUUGAAGAACAAAUGUCGUCAGAAAAUGACAAGCAUUACACCAACUACGUGUGCGAAGCGACAGCCUAUCACAAUCAGUGCUGCGACCUAUUGAGAGAAAUCAACACGUCAAUGGAACAGCUGGAAAUGCUUCAAAAAGAGUACUUGUUUGUAGCCAACAAAACAAAUGCUCUGCAUGAAGCCUGCGAGCAGCUGCUCGCCGAUCAGUCGAAGCUCAUGAACGCUGCCGAGAGCAUAGCAGAGAAGCUGAGGUACUUUUCCGAGUUUGAUGAACUUUCACAGAAAAUCGGGUCAUUAGAUAUUAACGUCCUAAGCGAAGGAUUUGUCCCCAUCCUGACGAGGCUCGAUGAAUGCAUCGGAUACCUGGAAGCAAAUCCUCAGUACAAAGAAGCAGCGGUGUACCUGGCAAGGUUUUGCCACCUGCAGUGGCAGGCAUUAGGAAUGAUCCGCUCUUACGUUACCAGCACGCUACAACACACCACGCAACAAGUGCUGUCGAGGUGUGACGCCCUGUCUUCCAGCGAGAACGCGUUUGCGCUCCUGUACGGAAAGUUUCGGACGCACGCACCAAGGAUACAUUCCCUGAUGGCUCAAAUCGAAGACAGGGUCGAGAAGAGGUCACAAUACCAGGAACUGCUGGACAGUUGCCACCAGUGUUACUUCAGCCAGCGGGAGACACUUCUGGGUCCCAGCGUUUCCACGGCGAUAGACGACCUGGCCAAGACGCACCAGCGCGACCACUGCGCCCUCGUGCGGAGCGGUUGCGCAUUCCUCAUCCACCUCUGCGAGGACGAGCACCAACUGUACAUGCAGUUCUUCGCAAAGGUUACGGCACAGCUGGACGAUUUUCUGGGACGGCUCUGCGGUCGACUCUACGAUGUCUUUAGGCCAAUCAUCAUCCACAUCAACCACUUGGAGACACUGGCAGAAUUGUGCAGCAUACUGAAGGUGGAGAUGAUGGAGCAGCACAUUGUUGCCAGUCCCGCUCAGUUGAAAGCAUUCGGAAAAGUUGCUCAGCAGAUGUUGGAAGAUGUACAAGAAAGGCUCGUGUACAGGACGUUGGUGUACAUCCGAACCGAUAUCUUGGGUUACAAUCCCGCUCCUGGAGACUUAGCCUAUCCAGAGAAGCUAGAGAUGAUGGAAAGUAUUGCAGAGAGCCUUGCGGCUCAAAACAGCCUCAGCCGUUCCAGUUCCAGGGCAUCUCUCGUCUCCAUUGGGUCCUCAGGCUCCAUUCCAAUUAACAGCGCUCUGACCACAACCGACACCCACACGGAGCCGGCCGUCCUACAAGUAUCAUCUUCGCAGAACGUUGCCGAAGCCGGAGGUCCUGUCCAGACAACGGUGCAUCAGUAUGAAACUAAAAGCAAAGGAUAUUCUCCAGCCGAUCUGCAUGGGAUGUGGUACCCGACGGUGCGCAGGACGUUGGUGUGCCUAUCCAAAUUGUAUCGCUGUCUGGAUACCCCUUGUGGUGGUACAGGUUUUGGUGCAAAGAAAACAAUCUUCCAAGGUCUUAGUCAAGAAGUGUUAGCAAUGUGUAUCGAAUCUCUCGAUGUGGCAGGAAAGGCAAUUGAGAAAAAGAAGACAUCCCUGGAUGGAGAACUGUUCCAAAUCAAGCACCUCCUGAUUCUACGUGAACAAAUUGCGCCCUUCCAAAUCGACUUUGCAAUCAAGGAGACCUCCCUAGACUUUACAAGGAUAAGAGAGGCCGCUCUCAGUUUGUACCACAAGAAGUCCAAACUAUUUUCUAUAGGAACAAACAACGCAUUAUGGGAAUUUGUUUUUGAGGGGACGUUACAAAUUAAGGAAAACCUCAUCGACUCCAAGAAAGCUGUGGACAAUCAGCUGAAAACCCUGUGUGAAGAAUUCAUUGCAAACACAGCACAGAUGCUUAUUGGGCCUUUACAGCCAUUCCUAGACAAGGCAAACGUGAUCCUUCAAGUUCAACACGACGAGCCUACACGUGGGGUCAUUUUGCGCAACCAGCCCUUUGCUUCAGUGGACGCCGUGGCAACCGUUGUUAGCAGCAGCAAUCGCCACCUCAAAGCAAGUCUGUGCACACUUCAGAGGAGCAUGUCCUUGUAUCUCGCAAACAGGGACACGGAACAGAUACUUUUCAAGCCGGUCAAGACCAAGGUCCUUGCAGCGUAUGAGAGUCUAAACCAAAUAGUCAAGUCCACCUUUCUGGAAGAAGAUCAGCUCAUCAUUGCUUGCCCGUCCGUGGAACAAGUUAAUGUCAUGCUGACGUCCUUCCAGACCAAGUGACCAACUCCCAACACUUCCACGUGGGCAUUUUCUAAAAAGGCCGCGAGACGGACAGAGUUGAAAAGUAUAUUUAUAGUCGGGUGUAAAUAUGUAAAUAGCAGUGCUCUACGGUUGGCUGGUCUAAUUUAUUUCUACGCAGAGCUCUUGGUCCUAUAUUUUCUGGGCAUAAUAAUAAAAGUUAUGGAUGCUGUAAUUU
This is a messenger RNA of Ornithodoros turicata, 2779 nucleotides long. RefSeq names its product conserved oligomeric Golgi complex subunit 3-like (gene Cog3). The record is from RefSeq and is a predicted model, not a curated record. Gene Ontology annotation, biological process: Golgi organization; intra-Golgi vesicle-mediated transport; intracellular protein transport. The transcript has 21 exons. Gene Ontology annotation, cellular component: membrane; COG complex; cis-Golgi network. Lineage: Eukaryota; Metazoa; Arthropoda; Arachnida; Ixodida; Argasidae. Bases 10 to 2583 code for a protein of 857 amino acids.